AUGAUAUGUAAAAAGUGCCAAGUUGAUAAACUUUCAGAAGAAUUUCCAUUUGGUACAAUUAGUUCAAAAUGUGAACACAUUACAUCUUGGUGUUUAAAGUGUCUUGUAAAAUAUCUGAAAGAAACGCAGUAUCAAUGUCCCAUAUGUGAAGCUGAAUUAACUGAACAAGAAUUUAAUGAUUAUUGCUUGCUUUGGGACAAUGCUAGCUUUAAAAUUAAUCUCGAAAGUAUCUCACAAGGACUUACUGAACUUCCUGGACAAGAUAGUUCAAAUUCUGAAAUUUUUUAUGUUGUUCGAUUAAAUGGUGAAAAGUUUGAAUUUAAAGUCUCUGAAAUCGAUACAGUUCAAGAGUUAAAAUAUAGAUUGAUGAACUAUACCAAGAUAGAUACUGAUAGACAAAUGUUAUUUCAUAAAAACAUGGAGCUCAGGGAUUACAGGCUUGACGAUACACUCGCAAGUUAUGGGAUUUGCGCAAAUAGUCAUAUUCAACUUAUCGUCGUACUUUAUUCUAUCUCUGAGAAGGAAGCUGUAAAAAACUUAGCAUUUGAUUCAUAUUGGGGUUAUCCCGAUUCAGGAGAAGACUAUCUAGAUGGUACCUGUUUGAUAUAUAAAGGUGAUAAUUUAUGGAAAACAUAUGAUUGUCUACAUUUGUAUCAUGCUGAAAUACCAUAUAUCAAGCAUUCUGGAGAUAUUAUGAAUCGUAACAAUGGACAUCAAAAAAUUACAGCUAAACUUGAUACUCUUCCUAAGGAUGUUACGCAGCUUUAUUUAAUCUUGAGUUCUUUUAAAUCUUUAACAAUUAGUAAUUUUCAAAAUCCAAGCUUUAAAUUAUAUGACGAAGAGAGACCGAAUAAACAGCUAUGUAAUUAUAAUUUACGUAGAGCUGAUAAAUCACAAGCUGUUAUAAUGUGUCUUAUUAAUCGAUCGCAUGGUAGGUUGUCAAAUGGAGACAUCGUCAACUACAAUCCAAUCAUGGAGCAUAUUAAGGACAUUAAAAGUAAAUUAAAAAAGAGAUUUUUUGACUAA
Messenger RNA from Dentiscutata erythropus, 1026 nucleotides. NCBI's taxonomy places the organism in Eukaryota, Fungi, Glomeromycota, Glomeromycetes, Diversisporales, Gigasporaceae. The record is from the annotation of a GenBank genome assembly.